AAAAAAAGAUUCAGUGUGUAGCCUCGGACACAUUAUAUAAGAAGUAGCGGGUGAGAGAGUAGAUCGAGAGCAACCAUUCACUACUAAAUCUCAUGGCAAGCCAAGCUGUGAAGCUUUUGGGAUUUUGGGCUAGCCCAUAUUCCCGGCGGGUUGAAUGGGCUCUGAAGCUCAAGGGUGUUGAUUAUGAGUACGUUGAAGAAGACAUCUUUAACAAGAGCCCUCUUCUCUUGCAGCUGAACCCUGUUCACAAAAAGAUUCCAGUUCUGGUACAUGACCAGAAAGUGGUCGCCGAAUCUUUCGUUAUUCUUGAGUACAUCGACGAGACAUGGAAACAGAGUCCAUUGCUGCCUCAAGAUCCUUAUGAAAGAGCCAAAGCGCGAUUUUGGGCCAGAUUUGGAGACGAGAAGCUUUUUAAAGCAUGGAGUGCUAUGUGUUCCCUGGGAGAGGAAAAAGAAAAGGCAGUGAAAUUAGCCAUAGAGGCCAUGGAAAAGAUAGAGGAAGAGAUCAAAGGGAAGAAGUUUUUCGGAGGGGAGAGCAUUGGGUAUUUGGACGUUGCAUUGGGGUGGAUCUCUUACUGGCUCCCUGUUUGGGACGAAGUCGGGUCAAUGCAGAUUUUCGACCCACGAACAUUUCCUGCCACCACUUCAUGGACGAGCAACUUUCUCAAUCACCCGAUCAUCAAGGAAAACAUACCACCUAGGGACAAAAUGUUUCUUUAUUUUCAUGGUCGCAGCAAAGCAUUGUCCUCUGUUCGUCCAUCAUCAGUGGCUUAAUUAAGAUUAUAUUUAUGUGCUGGGCAGGUGCCAUGCUUUCUUGUGCUAAUAUCCCUAGGGAGUCCCUACUAAGUUUCGAAAAAUAAUUUUAUUGGACACCUAGCUUAUUAGUAAAAUUGUGAUUUGCUCUUGGAAUAUGUAUUAAUAAUUCUUCAGUUGGUUUUACACAAACCAAUUUUCAUAAUUGAAGCUAAUUAUGUUAUGCUUAAA
Molecule: messenger RNA, 983 nt
Organism: Alnus glutinosa
Lineage: Eukaryota; Viridiplantae; Streptophyta; Magnoliopsida; Fagales; Betulaceae
Product: probable glutathione S-transferase
Exons: 2
Coding region: 93-773 (226 amino acids)
Biological process (GO): glutathione metabolic process
Cellular component (GO): cytoplasm
Molecular function (GO): glutathione transferase activity
Source: RefSeq, a predicted model, not a curated record